AUGAAAGCUGAAAAAAAAAAAUUUAUUGUUAAGGGGUAAACUGGAGCAGGAAAGUCAUUUUUUUUAAAUUUGCUUGAAGGGAAAUAAGGAGAUAAUGGAUCAUUCCAGGUAGCCUAAAAGCCUGAAUCUUGCACAAAAAAUAUUUAAACUCAAAGUAUAAAGUUAUUUGGAAAUGGAAUGGAAGUGAUCUUGGUUGACACACCUGGUUUUUAUGAUUCCGAAGAAAAGAAAAGAUAGAAUAACAAUGAAAAGCCAGAAACUUUCCAAAUGAUUGAAAAUUUGUCUAAGGAAAUAAAAUAUAAACUUGAUGGUAAAAUUAAUAAAAUUUUCCAAUGUAUAAGUGUACAAGAUAAGUUGGAUGCUUAGAAGGAAAAUAUUAUUAAUAUUGUCAAAAUGUUUGUAGCUGCUACAAUUAGAAUAGUAAUAAUAAUAACAAAAUUCAAUACUACACUCAAAAGUCAAUAAUAAAAUUUUAAAACAAGUUGGAAAGAAUCCAUGAAUAAAAACAAUUUCGAAGAUAUUAUCUUUGUUGGUGAUGAAUUACAAGAUGAAGAGAAAAAUAAAUUAGUGAUCUUGUUGAAAAAUCAAUUGCUGAUAAAAUCUAUAAAUAUGAGGAGUUAACAAAAUAAUAAUAAGACGAAAUUAAAAAAAUCUUAGAAUAUGAAGGCUGUUUCCCAUUGA
This is a messenger RNA of Paramecium pentaurelia, 681 nucleotides long. Lineage: Eukaryota; Ciliophora; Oligohymenophorea; Peniculida; Parameciidae. The record is from the annotation of a GenBank genome assembly.